This is a messenger RNA of Opisthorchis viverrini, 523 nucleotides long. RefSeq lists its product as hypothetical. The transcript has 3 exons. The record is from RefSeq and is a predicted model, not a curated record. The coding region runs from base 6 to 359 and encodes 117 amino acids. NCBI's taxonomy places the organism in Eukaryota, Metazoa, Platyhelminthes, Trematoda, Opisthorchiida, Opisthorchiidae.
GGACAAUGUUCCUUUUUGGAUUGAUUUUCACUUUAGCCUGCGUACGUGCCCAACACAGGGCCUAUGAGAGUAUCCUCUCACCGCUAGCCGUUAACCGAUUGUGUGGAAUGGAUGAAGAACCGUGUCUGAUGGAUCUCAAUUGUUGUCCUGAGUAUGAAUGUUAUGACCGCCGUGAAUGUCGAUUGCGUGACGUUGGCCCGAUUUCGGAAGAACAAAUUGGAAAGCGAUGCAUCACAAACUAUCAGUGUACUUUGGGGCUAUGCUGCCGCGCCGGUCGCUGUGUGAAAGAAUGUGGGCGAAUUGAAGAGAUACCCGACCGGCAUUGGAACCGAUGGCAGCGUGGAUAUGGCCCAAGAUGAAAUAGCUCCAUGUUGGUUGGAUAAUAUGCAGCAGUCCUCUCUCUGCUAAUGACUGCUGUUGACUUGGUUGUGACUCUUCUUCGGUUGUGCGGAUGAAAUAUUUACUGUUACCAUGUGUUAUUUUACAGGUAAUUCUCAGAAUUAUUAUAUUCAGCAUAUCCACC